UACUACACAGCCUAGGCUUGAGCUGCAAUUCCUCAAAUCAAUUUUUCUCUUAUUUACAAAUUUGUUAGUACAAAUAAACUAUCAUGUCUAAGGAAUUAACUCAAUCACAGAAGGAUAGAAUUGAACGAAAUCGCCAAAAGGCUUUACAACUAAGGAAAUCAAAAGUUGUUGCUCAUCCCUAUUUCAAAAAUUCACCUUGUGCAGUUGAAUGUCUGGAUAAAAAUAUAAUUCGUUUUGAGGGAAGCAAGUUCACUGAUUCAGGAGGUGGAUUUCUCAUUGAGGAAGUUACUGGUCAACAAGACAAGAAUGAGAUCCCCACUAUUGUCGAAGAUCUGCCUGCCAUUUGUAUCCCAGACCAGCCUACCUGUGAAGAAUGUAAAGAAAAGUUUGGAGACUCUUUUCUGUUGAAAAGCUUCGACUACCCGGUUUGUGAUGGUUGUAGAGAUAACGAGGAAAAGCACAGCUUAAUUACAAGAACUGACGCCAGAAAUGAAUAUCUUCUCAAGGACUGUGAUUUAGAUAAAAGAGAACCGCUGUUGAAAUUCAUCCUACGUAAAAAUCCACACAACGUGCGAUGGGGUGACAUGAAACUUUAUCUUCUGAAGCAGAUUGAAAAUCGGGCAAUGGAUGUCUGGGGCUCAGAAGAAGAGUUAGAGAAGCAAAGAGAACUUAGGGAAGAAAAAAGAAUAAUGGCUAAGACCAAGAAAUACAACAAAAAUAUGAAAGCUCUCCGCAUGAAUGUAAGAAGCUCUCUCUACAACAAAACAACUACAGCUUCUCACGAACACGAGUUUGGGUCGGAGACUUAUCACGAAGAAGAAGACAAUUACAGUCAUACUUGCAAGUCUUGCGGCUACGAAGAAACGUUUGAGAAGAUGUAAAAGUGCAUUUAGAUCAUAAAACUUACUUGAAAAUCCUAAGCUAUCUUUCCAGUCAGGUAGAGUUCAGUUUAAAAGAGUUUUGCUCAUAUUUAUAAUUUAACUAGGUAAAUUAGCUUUUGUUGUUUAACAACCUCGUUUAUUUAGAGCCAUAAUGCUCUUUGUCAACACCCAAACAAUCAAAUUUGGUGAAAUUUGUUUUGUUGAAUCAUUGAAAUUUAAAUUGUAAGAAUCAUGCUUGUAAGGAGCUGCUUAAUGCUGCUUAAGGGUUUAAUUCUAAUGCUUAAGAGCAACGUUUAAUUCGCAAAACAGCUCUUAAGAUUAAAAAUAAAAGUACAGUAGGAUCUCGUUAAUCCGGCCCUAUAUGGGGAUUAGUAGGGCCGGAUUAUAGAAAAUGCCGGAUUAGUGGAAAUGCAUCAGAAAUUGAAGUGGUUUUACAAUAAACAACAUUUUAUUGCUUACGAAAACUAUGAUAACAAUCAUUUGAAUUUCUGUACAGUAUAGGGCUAAUGAAAUGUUGUUUAAUGUAUUAUUGUGAAAAAUAAACAGUGAUAUGAAACAGAAAACAACCGUACAGUACAAUAUCAGACGAUGAACAAAGAUAAUCACUAAAUACUGUACGUGUACAAAAUGAAAAUUACAGAACUUUGGGCCUACUGUACACUUUACAUGUAAGACCUACUUAAACAACAGCAAAAUAGUUUGUAAUAUUUUUCUGCUUCUUUGCAUUAAAAGAAAGUUUUAAAACAUUUUCCUGGAGCCUCUUUAGUGUCAUAAUAUCGGAAGCCGAAGCACCGUUUUCUUCCGCCCAAGUUAUUGCAGUUGCGUAGGCACAGAGCGCCGAAUCCGUGUUGACUGUGUGUGCAGCUGCAGCUGUCGACGUCGACGUACUGGCUCCGCCCACUCCGCCCUCCUCGUCCCCCUCCUCCACGUCACUGCCGUCUAACGUUUUCGAUGAUCUCAUCGUCUGUCAUGAUUUGACACUGCUCGUCGUCUGCUCCGUCUAACCAGGCGGUAACAUCGGCUGAUGUCAGAUCUUCUGGAUCGUCUACUAACUGUUCGGCUAUUGCUUCUCUCAAGUCAUUUAGCUCAGCAUCUGUUGUCACUGUCGUUUGAGGAUUUGAUUGUCUUCUGUAAUCCUCUAAUAAAUCAAGAGAAGGCCACAACUUCGCCCAUGAACAAACAAUUGUUUUUGUUGCAAGUUUUUCCCAUGCGCUUGCAAGAUUAAAAACAACAUCUUUCAGGUUGGUUUCCUUCAGAGCUGUAACAACACUCCCCUCUUUUGACAAAACACUGUACAAAAGGGUUUUUUUGUAAUUCGUUUUUAUAGUUUGGAUCACAUUUUGGUCCAUGGGCUGGAGUAUCGGAGUUACAUUUGGGGGCAAAAAUAAAGCAGUGAUUUUUCCAUCCCUACUUUUUAACUCAUCCUCAUCUGGAUGUCCAGGACAAUUAUCGAGCAACAAAAGUGCCUUUUGAGGCAGUUUUUGUGCUUUCAAAAACUUUUUUACUGAUGGUACAAAAGUUUGAUGGAACCAUUCCAAAAAAAGUGUUUUUGUCAUCCAUCCUUUUGUCGAGUUUGUGUAUGUAACUGGCAACUGUGUGUUUUUGAAAGCCCUUGGCUUUUUGGCUUUCCCAAUAACAAGCAAUUCUAAUUUAUGAGUGCCACUAGCAUUACAACACGGCAUAAAAGUUACUCUAUCUUUGGCCAACUUGCGACCAGGGGCACUAGCUUCCUCUCUAUGAACGAAUGUUUGUUUCGGCAAAAGACGCCAAAACAGACCACUCUCGUCAGCAUUGUAGAUCUGAUCUGGGCCUAAGUCCAUUUCAUCCACGAUUUCUUUAAAUUUUUCAAUAAAAGGUUCUGCAGCCGCUACAUCACACGAAAGCCUUUCACCAGUCAUAGUUAGCAGUCGAAUUCCAAAGCGUCGUUUGAAUUUAUCCAGCCACCCAACACUUGCACGGAAGUCGUCCUUUUUCAUGAUUUUGUUAUAGAACAGUUUCGCCUUUUCCAUUAUAAUAUCACCUGAAAUUGGCGUGUGUCGGCUCCUUUCUUGCAUGAACCAAUUAUAAAGUGCGUCUUCUACUUGCGGAAAUUCGCCUACUUUUAAUGUCUUUCUUACCUUCGAAGAUGAUUCACUACUCCUCUUAAAGAAUGAUUCGAUCUGCUCCUUCUUCUUCUUUAUGUCGUGUAUAGUUGCACGGCCGAUAUUGUAUUCCUUAGACAGAUGAGCCAACUUUUCACCCUUUUCCAAACGUUUUAAAAUCGUAUACUUUUUAUCUAAAGUCAGUGUUACAUGCUUACGUUUUCCCGACAUCGCACUACACUUGUAGAUUAUAUAGUAUAUACACUGUACUCACAACACUGCCUUCACUCAACUCACACGCCACGCACUGUACGCAACUACCCGUAGCAGACGUCAGUCCUCAGUGUACUGCUGUUGUGAAAUAUGGACACUCGCGUUUUCAAGUCUAGACAUGAAAAUUUACUGAAUAUUCGGCGAAAACACAGUGCCGGAUUACUGGACGUGCCGGUCUAAUGAACGGCCGGAUUAUAGAGACUCUACUACCUGUGAUAUUAAACUAUAUUUUAAUGGGUGAAGUUGGAAAAGCAUUAAAUGCUGUAUUUGAAAUACUUUCCUUGAAGGUAACACUGGAUGAACCAACAAUCUUCAUUUACAAAAUUAUAUAAAUUUGUGUUAAGUAACAUAUUUUAAACGGAUGUACAAAUGUAUAUUUUACUUUUUUUUAAACUGAUUACAUUUCUGGAAUUUUUAUUCAUAAAAAGUAAUUUUACUGUAUUACACUAUGCAUUGUUUACAUUUUAGUCCUCUGUAUAAUUUUUUGUUAAACAGAUUAAGUAGGUAUGCGAAAAAUUAUUUCCACAGAUUGUUUAGUUUUAAGUUCUAACCCAUUUAAAUGUGACAAACAGAUCUUAAAUGAUAAACGAUAAAACAUGUUUUUUUCAAUGUAUUACUGUGAUCUUCAAGUAGGUCAAAACUGCUCAAGUUUAUAAAUCCCUAUAAAGUAUUUUAUUCUUUAUUUUAGUGUUCAACUUUUUAGCAAGUAUUCUUUCUACCUUUGUAAUACGUUUAUUAAUUGUAAUAUUUAGCGUUUGAAUGCAUAAAUCACUUUAGGAAAUGUACAAAAUAUCAUUUAUGAGUCAGGGUAGUUGAAUAUAAAAACAUAGAUGUUUUCUAAAAAUGGCUGGCCCAUGAACGUCCCCAAUAAAUUAGAUGAAUUAUUGAGAUGUCCAAUGCCCUGAAAUUUUGUAUUGUUAGUUUAUAUGUUAUUUUCUAAUUUAUUCAGCCGUAUGUACAUUU
Molecule: messenger RNA, 4198 nt
Organism: Macrosteles quadrilineatus (aster leafhopper)
Lineage: Eukaryota; Metazoa; Arthropoda; Insecta; Hemiptera; Cicadellidae
Gene: Xpac
Product: DNA repair protein complementing XP-A cells homolog
Exons: 6
Coding region: 84-881 (265 amino acids)
Biological process (GO): nucleotide-excision repair, DNA damage recognition; base-excision repair; nucleotide-excision repair involved in interstrand cross-link repair
Cellular component (GO): nucleotide-excision repair factor 1 complex
Molecular function (GO): damaged DNA binding
Source: RefSeq, a predicted model, not a curated record